Spea bombifrons (plains spadefoot toad) is the source of this 946-nucleotide messenger RNA. Its product is annotated as calcium-binding protein 2-like. Bases 115 to 819 code for a protein of 234 amino acids. The transcript is spliced from 6 exons. Lineage: Eukaryota; Metazoa; Chordata; Amphibia; Anura; Pelobatidae. Gene Ontology annotation, molecular function: calcium ion binding. The record is from RefSeq and is a predicted model, not a curated record.
GGAGCAUGGGUCCAUGGUUGUUACUGAUUACCAGUUGAAGAAGAGAGACAAAGAUAAGUAGAAAGAAGUUAGAGCUAGAAAACAGUUCUGAAAUAGGUAGGUUUGAAUGAAGAGAUGUUCUUCUUUCUCAGAGAGACUCAAAGGUCUCUCACUGAAAACACUGAAAAAGGGGCUGUAAAACAGACUCCAAAGAGUCAUUGUAAGAAACUUUUAAAAACAAAGACCCGGGGUCGAUCUGCAGAGGAAGCCGGUGAAAGUUCUGCAGAGCAAAUUGAUGCACCUUCUGUGAAUGAACAGAGGAUACCUAUUCCUGAAACACUUGUGCUUCGGUCCUUCAGAGAACGUCUAAAACACAGCACUUGCUUAAAGGACAGAGAACUGAGACCGGAAGAAAUAGAAGAACUGAGAGAAGCGUUUAAGGAGUUUGACAGAGACAAAGAUGGUUUCAUUGGAUACAAAGAGCUCGGUGAAUGCAUGAGGACCAUGGGCUAUAUGCCAACCGAGAUGGAGCUGAUCGAACUAUCGCAAAAAAUCACAGGGGGUAAAGUUGACUUCGAGGACUUUGUGGAACUGAUGGGGCCCAAACUUCUGGCAGAGACAGCUGACAUGAUAGGAGUAAAGGAGUUGAGAGAUGCUUUCCGAGAGUUUGAUGCAAAUGGCGAUGGCCGGAUCAGCACAAUGGAACUCCGAGAGGCCAUGAGAAAGCUCUUGGGACAGCAGUUGACACCCCGUGAAGUAGACGAAAUAUUGAGGGACGUGGAUGUUAAUGGUGAUGGUCUUGUGGACUUUGAAGAGUUUGUACGGAUGAUGUCUCGCUAAAGGAGUUCAUUUUACACAUUUGAAGCAAAAAUGAUCCUCCAUGAACAUCAAAUUAUCUUUAUUAACAAAAUACCCACUUCUGCUAACGCUCCAGUGUUCAAUAAAAGCAAUACAAUAUGUAGAUAAA